GGGGGCCGCGGGGGCCGAGGGCGGAGCGCGGGCGCGGAGCGGAGCAGAGGAUUUGAGUUGUGUCCUGCUGGGGCUGCCAUGGAGUGGGGGCAUUCUCUCUCCUUCUCCAGUGUCUGCAGGUGGUGCCUGCUGCUGCCGUGACGCACGCAUUGCGAGGCCAGGAGGACGAGGACGAGGACUGAGAGAGAGAGAGAGAGACUCUUUCUCCGCCCGCGGCCGAAGAACUUUCUUUGCCGUUGGUUGAUGGCAGCGACGAGCAGCAGCAGCAGCAGAGCAGCAGCAGGAUAGAAGACGACGGGCAUACAGAGUCAGAUAGACAGAGAUAGAGAUUUAGAAAGAAGACGAAGAAGAAGAAGAAGAGGACAGGCGGUGGAACGGAGGCCGAGAAGGUGGGAGAAGGCAAAGGGGGGGGAGGGCAUUGCCGAGUUUCGUCGUCGCCUGCGCUCGAGCGGGGGUAGAAAUUUGGCGAGACGAGGAUCCGUGGGGGCCGCGAGCUUGGGUGGGUGGGGAUGUCGUGUUAAUGUAGGUAGGUCAGCCCGGUGUCGGAUAUGCGCUAGACUCGACUCCCAUGUUCUGCCCUCCCGCUUCCGCCUUCCCUUCGUCCCCGGGUGGUAAAUUUCAUUUGACGACUCGGCAAUUUAUCCGCAUUUGCUCGGCUCGGUCGGUAGUGGUGGCAGAGUCCGGUAGGCCCGUAGAGCAUCGGGAAUCUAGUCCUUCGGUCCAACUUUCGUCAAGGCGAUACAGAUCUGUGCCGAUCCGCACAGAAGGAAGCGAGGAGUUCUAGAGGGGCACGCUGGGGUUAGAGAAGAAUUCCGGGCGCUUUGUGCGCUUCGACGAAGUGCCAUCGCCUUCUCGGCAGAUGGCCUCCCAAGGUCCCGAGCUCAGUCCUACAGCGGCCAGCCUCGAUGGCCAGCUUCAAGAUUUGUUCCGCGCACUCUCGACUGGUUUUCAAAAAUUGGACAAGGUUAAAGAUGCCAACCGCCAAAGCAAGCAACUUGAGGAACUUACCGCGAAAAUGCGGGAAGCGAAACGACUCAUUAAGGAUUUCGAUCGAGAGAUCAAGGACGAAGAGUCACGAAACUCGCCAGAAGUCAACAAGCAGUUGAAUGAGAAGAAGCAAGCUCUGAUCAAAGAACUCAACUCCUAUGUCGCUCUUCGCAAAACCUACACGAGCGCCCUUGGUGGAGGUAGAAACGAGCUUCUUGAUGGAGGCAAAGGAGAGCCUUUGAUUGAUGACGGUGUGAAGUUGGCAUCAACAAUGACGAAUCAACAACUCAUGGAUACCGGAAGAAAGCAGAUGGACGAAACAGACCAAACAAUCGAACGGUCUAAGAAGGUUGUCCAAGAUACCAUCAAUAUUGGUGAACAAACUGCUUUGACACUGAAGGCUCAGACAGAGCAAAUGGGCAGAAUUGUGAAUGAAUUGGACACCAUCCAGUUUUCAAUCAAGAAGGCCUCUCAACUGGUGAAAGAAAUCGGUAGGCAGCUAGCCACAGAUAAAUGCAUUAUGUUCUUCCUCUUUUUGAUUGUUUGUGGAGUAAUUGCCAUCAUCAUUGUUAAGGUUGUUAACCCAAAAAACAAGAAUAUUGUCGAUAUCCCUGGGCUGGCACCCCCGGCAAGUACUACUACCAACAGACGGCUCUUGCUCGCUUUGUUGGAGUCCUAGGUGGACAAAAGGAGUAAGGGCCUUGGUCCCUCUUGAACGAUUCUUUGGAGGGCUCAAAAGCGUGAGCACGUGACGACUACACUCCAGGGCAUCAGUUGAUGAUGGAUGUUCUUGUAUAGGCUAGGCUGGUCGCUUGCCACUUACCAUCAGUGCCCUCACUAAUUUCAAUCUUGGAUGGUGUCCAUUAUUCUUUGGGGUUUUACUGCCUUGUAUUGUCAUCCUUCUCCUAGUGAGAUGGGGAUAGCUUGGUGGUUUGGGUAAAUUGGCUUUCUUGCAAUUCCGAUUCUCUUCAGCUCGAGAACGCCUUCUUCGAGAAUCUCAUUCCCCCUUGCCCAAACCCUUUGUAUUAGUGCAUAAAAGCCCGCUAGGUAGGUUUUAAAAAUUUUAAUGGAAACAACAGUUUCUGUGCAUGUAUGAAGGCGAAGUAUUCUAGCAAACUAUGCUUGAACUUCCUGGACUGGGCAUGUAAGUCUCCUGAGCCUCGAUGCCAGCCAGUCUCUUGGAACUCCGGGAAGGGUGAUGGCCCCCCAGUUGGACCUGUUGACUUGUGCGACACCUUGAAGAGCUGAUUUUGUAUCUAGGUUUCUUCUUAUAUGCAGCUCCAGACUCUCUGCGCAGCAGCAGGAGUUGCCUGAAGGUAUGAUGCAUAACUAGUUUGCUCUUUCCUCUAGAGCUUGCUUAGUGGCAGGCAGUUUUAUCCAGAUGGACAACUUGCGUCUGGUGUUGAUUACUUCCAGGAGAGAUCCAACAACAGGAGUACCACUUCGCGACCAAUGUGGGGUGACUUCACAUUUUUUAUCUCAGUGACUCUGGGACAUAUAUAGAUAGGGACAUGUGAGAUUGUCUACCAAACAACAUUGUUUCAGGAUCAAGGUUUAUAUAAGUAGAUUUGAUUCAUGUGGAUUGUUUCAGUGUUAACGAAGUCGACCAGAUUUGAAGUGAGUACUGGUGCAAUGGAUAGCUGCAACUGCGAAAUUAUGUCUUCUGAAAAGCUGUGAUUCACAACUACUUGGAAGAGGCCAGUGCCG
This is a messenger RNA of Marchantia polymorpha subsp. ruderalis, 2694 nucleotides long. The record is from the annotation of a GenBank genome assembly. NCBI's taxonomy places the organism in Eukaryota, Viridiplantae, Streptophyta, Marchantiopsida, Marchantiales, Marchantiaceae.